Molecule: messenger RNA, 987 nt
Organism: Penicillium nucicola
Lineage: Eukaryota; Fungi; Ascomycota; Eurotiomycetes; Eurotiales; Aspergillaceae
Exons: 2
Coding region: 1-987 (328 amino acids)
Source: RefSeq, a predicted model, not a curated record
AUGAACGACACCCACCCAUCCACCAAGCCCCCAGAGGCUACCAAAUCAAACAGAUGUAUCUGCUGUGCUACUGAGACUAGGGGCGGAUGCGUCGCCUGCGCAGAAGCACCCGAAUAUGUUCCUGGCGAUGCCCAGGAGGUCCUCUACUGCAGCGCAGACUGCGAAUUCAAGGAUUCGCUGAAUCACCAGGACCAUUGCAAUGCUAUGAAGGAGCGAAAGAAGCUCCUCCGAUGUGCCGAGCUCCUGAGAGACAGUUUCUUGGCUUUUCGCGAAGUUCUUUUCGAUCUUUCUCUGAAGGCCAUCACCUUUGACAAUGGACAACUCAUGCUGCACCCCGAUGAACGUGGCCAGUCAGAUCUCAGCUUGCGCUUCCCUUUCCCUGAUAAUCUCACCUCAAAUCCCGCACACAAAGCUGCGGCUUUGCUUUACUGCCAGUGUACUGCAGCUGCAUUCAUGCUUGCUCCCAUGGCUAGAAGUUUGCUCAAGGAAGUUUGUUCCAAGGUGGAGGUCUGCUCCCUCUCCAUGAGAUCCAAUCCCGAGAGCCGCCCAAUUCAAACUCUGGUCGUCGGAACAACCGUGAGAGAAAACUAUCACACUGUGCUGGUCGUGACGCUGCGCCUGAGCGAGGAGCAAUGGGUCAUCGAUACAACUGGCGGCCAGUUUGGGCACCAAGAGGUGAUCGUGCCUUACAAGAAGUACAUGGAUGAGAAGGGAAGCUUGCUGGCGUCUCCACUUGUGCCAUAUGACUAUGGCCUCGUCGACGAUCUGGACAUGUGCCGAAACAAUUCUCCUCUUGAUCCAUACGACGUUGAAGGCGUGUACUUUAUGGCGGCUGCGCGGGAUCGCCAGUGGUUUGCCCGCUUUGUGGACAAAUACGUCAGGGAUGACUUCUUGCAUGGCUUGGAUUGUGAUAUGAGGCUGUUGUCGGAGGCCUUCAUCGCCGGUCUCAAGGAUCAUCUCCGUCGUUUCCAAUUCAAUGGAACUUGA